AAAGAACAUCAAAAGAAGCGACAAAACCCCGCAAAAUCUCUUCGUGUUAUUCAUCUCGUAGUCAUGGAUGGUCCCCAUCAGUCGCGGAGCUGUGAGCUGUCUCUGCCCUGCUGCGCGGACGCCGGGUCUCUGUCCGGCGCCAAGGCCCCGCAGGUCAGCGGGGUCAGAGUUCAGCUGGAGACGCAUGCCCUCUGGCGGCAGUUUGACCAGCUGGGCACGGAGAUGAUCGUCACCAAAGCCGGAAGGAGGAUGUUUCCAAUCUUCCAGGUGCAAAUCUCCGGGAUGGAUCCCGCGGCCGAAUACGUCCUACUCAUGGACUUUCUCAUCGUCGACGACAAACGAUACAGAUAUGCUUUCCACAGCUCGUCCUGGCUGGUGACGGGCCGGGCGGACGUCGUCGCCCCGAGCCGGAUGCAUUUCCACCCGGACUCGCCCGCCUGCGGAGCCCAGUGGAUGAAGCAGACCGUCUCCUUCGACACCUUGAAGCUCACCAACAACCUGCUGGACGACAACGGACAUAUGAUAUUGAACUCCAUGCAUCGCUACCAGCCGCGCUUCCACGUGGUUUAUGUGGAUCCGACUGCCGGGAGCCACUCAAACGCGCACAGGAACUUCUGCUCCUUCUCCUUCCCCGAGACGCGCUUCAUGGCCGUCACCGCCUACCAGAACCACCGGAUCACCCAGCUAAAAAUUGCGAGCAACCCAUUUGCUAAAGGCUUCAGGACCACUGACCCCCAGGACCGAGUGGGUUACUCGGGGCCCCUGACAGUGUGUUGUCCACCAGAGGGUAGAGCUGAGCUGUUCCCGGCCAAACCAGGAGAUGAGAGAAGCUGGGGAUCGAAGCCUUCCAGCAGGCAAGAGGACCCAGCUCUGUUUCUGGGGGGACAGUGUGGACUGCUUCACCACGGCAACGACUCUGCGGGACACACCGUGGAGAGGGACGACGUGGACGGCGUACUGGCUCCUGCUUCCUUCCUCGCUGUUCCUUCCUACUGGGACUGUCCAGGAUCCCCUGAGGAGAGAAGCACUAUGUUGGGAGAGAGGACUAACUGAAGUUGUAUUUGAACUGCUGCAGUCCAACUUCAUUGAGUGUUUCAUAAUAAAUUAAUAUGAUGUGUGCUCUUUCUCACAAAAUAAAUAAAAUAACUGAUACCACACAUUGUACUUGUGUUCUAUGAGAAUAGCGUAGGACAUUUAACAAUAUAAUAGAUUACACCAUAUGCUAUCAAAAUCACAUACAAUAAGAGCUCUAUGGCGUCAUAGUCAUGUAUUCAUAUUAUAGCAACAAUACAGUUGCCCCAAACACAGCUGAGAACAACACCAUAAGUUUAAACCACAGUCAUUUCUUGCUAUAACACGUGUGCAAGUGCAUGCGUUGGUCAUCUGAGAUAAUAAAAUCCCAUUUUGAAAAAUCUGUGUGUCCGAUGUUUCCUAAAUUUAGAGAGAAAAAAACGGUUUAGAAAAUAGAAAAUGACGUGAAGUAGGCAGCUAGGCUUCAAAUGAACAUGUUGCAUGUGAUCCGCAGAGAUCAACGUGGAAACGCCAUUACCCAGAAUGCAGAGUGUUCUAUGGUUUCCUAAAGAAGAGUCCAAUUUUUACCU
Messenger RNA from Pungitius pungitius (ninespine stickleback), 1601 nucleotides. RefSeq names its product T-box transcription factor TBX1-B. Gene Ontology annotation, biological process: regulation of transcription by RNA polymerase II; cell fate specification; positive regulation of DNA-templated transcription. Gene Ontology annotation, cellular component: nucleus. Lineage: Eukaryota; Metazoa; Chordata; Actinopteri; Perciformes; Gasterosteidae. Bases 64 to 1053 code for a protein of 329 amino acids. The transcript is spliced from 8 exons. The record is from RefSeq and is a predicted model, not a curated record. Gene Ontology annotation, molecular function: DNA-binding transcription factor activity, RNA polymerase II-specific; RNA polymerase II cis-regulatory region sequence-specific DNA binding.